UUCGCCAUUUGUAAGUAAAAAAAAAUAAUGUGGAAAAUGAAAGUAAAGAAAGCAGUAAUUUGGCUAGAUUUACUAUUUAGAUAUCGUUAAAGCAGGUCACAUAUCAACAGGUAUCCAGUGUUAUUCACCCAUCACUUAGUAGAACAAUUUCCAGAAUUGUGUAUACACCUCGUCUGUAUUGAUUGACUUUUGUGAUGGCUGCAUUAGUUCCAACAAUUAAGGACAAGAAGUUUGUAAACUGGCUAAAAAGCGCCCUUGCUUUAUUUUUCGCAAAACAAGGAUUGGACGACUUUGUCAGGGAUGAAAUAACACAGUUUCAAAAGGACCUUUUAGCGUCGGUAUUCCAGAAAAGAGCUUUACCUGUUGGAACUGUCUGUACGUCCUGCACCACAGAAAAUGUUCUACACUGUCCAACGUUUAAUUUCUGCUCAAAGGGACGAAUAUGUCACAUUCACGAUCCCACAACUCCUAGCAAAAGACCUAAACAGCCCUGUCCAAAUUCAUUGUGCCAAGACAUCCAGGUUGGUAUUCUUCACGAGCACCGGUACAAUGGACCAUCUUGGAAGAACACCGAUGCGAGGAGGUGGAGUAAUGACGCAUUUGAAAUCGCCAAAUGUUACAUGCCUCCAGAUGGCUACGCAGGGGUAACGAGACUUGCAGAUAUUGAUUUGAAUGGUUCGUUGGCAGUAAUCAUCAACAAUAAACGUUUUCAAAACAAAAUGGUAGCCCACUUCAAGCAACCGAACAGUGUUUGUAUUCAGGCACGUGAAGUUGGUCGUGAGGUACGUCAUUCAGCAGAUUUGGCUGUAUCAGACAGUGACCUAGUGGAGUACAUCGACACAUUAAUUGACCUUUUGUCAGAUCCGAAAUUCCUGAUUCAUGAUCAAGGGGCACAGGUGGCAGUGGAUAAACUAAUGCAGCUAAAAGCAAACACUCUUACUAUAACUACAACCGAUGUUACGGCAGUGUUAGACAAAGCCAUAAAAGAUAGACAACUUGAUGCGUUACAAGCCAUCAAAAUGGAGACGGAAGAAGCUCAGAAAGAAAUUGAAGAGAAAACAGAGGCUUCGAUUCAAGUCUUAAAAGAUGUUAAAGAUUCAAUUGCCAACUUACAAACAGUAACCACUUCAUGUUUAGAUCAGAUCGUUGCAGAAAAACAAACUUCACUUGAUGAAGUGAAAAGGGAAGCAGAAAUACAGAAACAAGAAAUAACAAAAGCAGGUGAAAAAGAAAGAGAGAAAUUAGAAAAAGACAUAUGUCGUCAACAGUCACAGACGAAGGUAAUGGAAAGAGAUGAAUUGGAGACGUAUUUGAAAGAGGACCUCAUCACUGUCUACCGAAAAUAUCACAGUAAAAUACCAGUGUCCCCUCUCGUAGAAGAAUAUGAUGUACCAAUGACUGACUUUUAUGUGCAACCGCCACUAACUUCCAUUGACGUUGACCGACGGUUCGGACAGAAGAGAACGGAACUUUCCAGAAGGGCACCAAUACUUUCGUACCGUGACCUGUUUGUCCGUAGUGAUAGCGAAAUGUACAAAGACAUAUACGUUACAGCGAAAGCCGGAGUUGGAAAAACGUCUUUCGCAAAGAGCGUUUGUAUGACUUGGUGCCAGGCUCAUAGACCCAAUAAAGCAUUUGAGAAGAGAUUCAGAGCAGAUGAUGUAGUUAUAAUGAAACAGUUUUCAUUUUUGUUCUUUGUCUCUUUACGGGAUAUUGAUACAACUAUUUGUGAUCUAGAUAGUAUGAUUGAAAGAAGUCUCCUUAGUAGUCUAGCUAGAUGUUCACGAUAUACACGAGAUCUGUUAGAAGACAUUCUGAAUGACAGGACCAGUUUAGUAAUCCUGGAUGGUCUUGACGAGUGGUCUCAUCCGACAAGCUGUGCUAGAGGUUUUGGUGUACAGGAAAUGCUACACAUACCAGCUCGAGAUCGAUGCACAGUCCUGACGACUACACGGCCUUGGAAACUGGCUGUUGUUAAAUUGCAUUCGAGUCAAAUUGACAGACAUAUAGAAAUCAAUGAACUUGACGAAUCUUCAUCACAAGAGCUAACAAAUAAUGCUGUCACAGUAUUAAACAGGCAAAGCGUACCUGACGAAUCAAAGACAGUUGAAGAUUUUGAAAAAGAAACGUCGACUCUGAAGCUCGAUUACGUGCGAUAUAUCCCCUACAUCCUGUUGCAAAUGAUCUGCCUGUGGUUUGACGGAAAGUCAAUAGGAAGGUCCAGGCGCGAAAUAUAUACUAACAUAAUGGCACUCACACUUUCGCGAGGUCUACUAAAGUUAGAAAAGAAAGGUUUGGCGCCAAGAAGUAGACAGCAGAAUUCUGCAAGCACACUUGAGCUUCCGACUUGGUUACAAUCGAAUGACAUUUUCAGGUCACAUUGGGAUGUAUUGCUCGGUCUUGCUAAAUUGGCAUUUGAAAAGCUCUUCAGUUUGAAAAAAGAAACUGCUCUUGUUUUUGAUGAGUCAGAUGUACUUAGUAGUAUUUCGGAGGAAAUUCUCAGAUUUUGUUUGGAAAUUGGACUUUUAUCACAGAAUAAAUACUAUGGCUCAGUGUCCGAGAGACGAAGCACCCUUUCAUUUCAACAUAAAUCAAUACAGGAAUAUUUUGCUGCCCUUCAUAUACAGUUUUUCUCCGAUGAUCCAGAAACACGAGAUCGUAUUCGAAAAGUGUGUAACACAGUGCCAGAUAUUUUGGACAUGUCAAAUAUUUUUAUAUUUCUUGCUGGGCUAUGUUCUGUUGCGUAUAGGAAGAUUUUCCAGGAAUUCACGAACAUCUUUUCCACUGACAAGAACGUACAGUUUUACAGAAAUAGCGAUAUUACGGGCCGAUAUUAUGCACCAAGAUUACGUGAAUGUUGGAAUACAAUGAAAUCGCUGCAGUGCAUGUUAACAGAUUCUAUGCAAGAAAUCAUUAACAGUGGACAAGGUCAUGCUGAUAUAUAUAUCGAAGAUAUUAUCAUAGAUAACACAGUAACGCUAGAAACGUGUGGCAUACUAAAACAUCUAACAAAAAACAAAGAAAACAUUAAAUCAUUGAGUAUGGUAGGAUUUACGUCUACACAGGAGUUUGCGGAAAAACUUGAAACACUUGAUCUGCAAGACACGUGUUCUUUACACAAAAUGAUUAUUGAUGCUGUUCCUAAAGAAGAAUAUCUCAAUCGCUUACUUUCCAUGUCAGUUGGAAAAUUGACGUGUUUGAUUCUAAGUUUCUCAGAGUUCAAGGACAACUUGGUACAUCCUGCCAUCACAGAGGUUUCUUCUGAAACAAUGAGCAUAUUGUCGAGCAUGAAUAAUUUACAGAUAAUUACUCUGGAGAGUAUCCGAAUGAAACAUGAUGAUGUCAAACGUUUAUUUCAGUAUCUAAUGACAAGACAAACACUUACAUUCAUUAGACUCUGGAACAUAUUUUGUGUAGAUCAUGGUGAUCAGUGUAGUGGUUACUGUCUUGACCUAUCUCAGCGUAAGACAAUAACUGUUCUUCAGUUAAAUGACAUACCCGUGUCAAUGCUGAAUGUUGAUUUAUCCUCGCUGGAGCGUUGUGGUAUUGGACAACUACAAACAGUUGUACAAGCAUCGUUCAUACAAUGCCUACCAAUGGCAACAAAUCUUUGUUUAUUGGACUUCUGUAAGUUUAAGUCUGAACAGAUGGAGGUAAUUAUAGAUACACUGUCAAAAUUGCCAAAACUUGAAACUAUUUCUAUUCAGUCUACGAAUCUCGGCGAGACAGCACUCACACUGCCGCCACAGAUGAUACGUAUGGAGCUCGUUCAUCUCACUAGGGUGACAUUAACAUGUAUGUCACUAAGAAGACUCCUUGACAGUGUUGACGUUCUGCCACAACAAGUCACAAUUAACCUGAAGGGGUGCACUGUUAUACCUGAAGAAGACUGGAGACAAGUGAAGGAGGAGAUAAAAUCGUCUCCAAAAUAUCAAGUCUUGUUUGAUGGGUUGAUGGGAGGCGGAUUGUACCUGUUUUCGUUUCAAACGUGUUUUUCAGCAUGAAGUAAAUGAAAUUGUAAUUAUAGCUUUAUUAAACCGAGAUAAUAGUUUUCAAAUUUCAAAAUUUUAAGAAAACGAAUGUGCUUUCUUUUCUUGCUAAAACUAUCAUUCCUGAACUGUUUAACUUGACGCUGACUGAAUUUGAGUAAAUGCGCUCUUAUAUCUUGAAAACCCACCACAUUAUUAUGUCGAUUUUUAAGUUUUGAAUUUUAAUGAACCUAAAUACAAGUAUGUGGCUAUAGUGUUCUUUAACAUACACUUAUUUACAAGUGAGUUUAUAGAGGAACAAGCACCUUUGAUAUAAGCUCAUUUACUGUACGUUUAUUACAUCAUAGGCUAUAUAUUUACAGUUAACGACAAUAAAACUAAAAGAUCCUAGAAAAUUUUUGAUCGGAACUUAGUUUUUGUAUAAAUAUUACAUGAAUGUAGUAGCAACCAUGGUAAAGACAAAUCAGUUCUGACUUAUGAUGACAUGUUCUGUACUGGUUACAGUAUAAUAUACAAAUGGCAGUUAUA
Molecule: messenger RNA, 4517 nt
Organism: Mercenaria mercenaria
Lineage: Eukaryota; Metazoa; Mollusca; Bivalvia; Venerida; Veneridae
Exons: 6
Coding region: 195-4004 (1269 amino acids)
Source: RefSeq, a predicted model, not a curated record